Raphanus sativus (radish) is the source of this 522-nucleotide messenger RNA. RefSeq lists its product as uncharacterized. The record is from RefSeq and is a predicted model, not a curated record. The transcript has a single exon. Lineage: Eukaryota; Viridiplantae; Streptophyta; Magnoliopsida; Brassicales; Brassicaceae. The coding region runs from base 1 to 522 and encodes 173 amino acids.
AUGGAAUUGCGGGAGCAAGCUCGUCCUUUUAUCCAGUGUCAUGUAAACUCGGGCAGUGCGGCUUCCUUUUGGCAUGAUGAUUGGACUCAAAAUGGACCUCUGCUCAGACUGGUUGGAUCGAUUGGGCCUAUGGUAACGGGUAUCCCACUGGAUGCUGCUGUCUCUCAUGUUGUCAGGAAUGGUCAUUGGCACAUCUCUACAAGAAGCAGACAUCCGGUUUUGCGUGCGAUUCGUGAUGCUCUACCACUUCACCCUCCAAAUCCAAACUCUGCAGAUGAGGACUACUAUAUGUGGCGGAAUUCCUUGAAUACUCCGCCUUCAGUUUUUUCUGCAGCGAAGAUUCACCUUUCUCUAUAUCCAAAUCCGCCUUCAGUCAUAUGGCGUAAGGUCGUCUGGUUUAAGAAAAGAAUUCCUAGACAUGCUUUUAUAACCUGGCUGGUUAUGAAGGAAAGAAUGGUCACAAGGGAUAGGCUUCUGUCUUGGGGACUGGAUGUCUCCCAACCUGUCUUCUUUGUGGUGUAA